CCUUCUAUCGCUUUCAGGUAUCGUUUCCCCCCUCUGAUAGACAGAUAAGGUCAUGGAAAACUCACUAGAAACAGACAAGAAUGCUUGGGGGCCAUCUCAUUGCCCUACUCGAGAACAUUGCAGCCUUGGGCAACCAAGAGAUAAACGAGUCUUACGAAGCCAUCCAGAAGUUGUUCCUCAACAUGAACGGAGCCCAAAAGGAGGGAUGGGUGCGCUCGCGCGACGAUGAGGACGCCAGAGCCAAGGUAGCAUCAGUCCGCGGGUUGGCUGGGGAGAUCCGCUCCUACAAUGUCGAGGUGGGAGCUGCCCAGUUCCGGGAAGAGCGCCGCAAGGCCGAACAAGUCAUCGCCAGAAGGAACGCCGAACGUGCCAUCCAGCGACUGCGGGACAGCGAGCGCGCCGCCGCCCAGGCCCACGAGACGCGUAAGGCAGAGGAGGUAGCGGAAUGCAAAGCCAAAGAAGCAUAUGAACCGAGAAACAAACUAUUCUCCGAGGGACUAGCCAGAGCCAGAAACAAACAAGAGGCGCUGAAACGCAGAGCCGAAGAAGAGGAGGAACAACGCAAAGCCGAAGAAGAGGCGGAGAAAUGCAAAACGGAAGAAGAGACAGAGAAGAAGGCCACCGCCGAGAAGGACGUGGCCGAGUCCGCCCGUGGAACCGGCCUGCUCCGGAAAGUCCUUGACAAGGCUUUCAGGCGCUCCCCCUCUCCCGCUCCCGCUCCCGCUACUGCUACUGCCCCCGCUCGCGCCGCCACCCCCGAGGAGUACCGCAACACAGCCGCCGUGCCUGACGGCGGGAAGAGCCUCCGGUUCGUGGUGUCGACUGCGAGCCCUCUGACCACGGAAGACGACGAUUCAUACGACGACGCCUACCUCUCCCUGUCGGAGAUUGCCGCGGACCGUAUCUGGGAGCAGAAACAGAAGAUCAAGGUUGAUAAGGACGGCAACGCUCAUGACGGAGAUUGGCUCGUUGUAUACGCGCGAGUCACUGCUGACCAGGGCAGUGGUCGUGACUAAGGUACUAAACGACCUAGCGUCUUGUCAGGCCCCCUUUCCGAUAUUCUGGGGAUGAGUGUCAGAUAUGGUAAUAUACGGUUGCGAUGGUGCGUCGACUUGGGAGUUUGAGAAAGGGUUUAAUACGCUACCUGCCGAAUUUCUCUGGCAAAGAAGUCGCUAUUAC
Sodiomyces alkalinus F11 is the source of this 1179-nucleotide messenger RNA. RefSeq lists its product as hypothetical. Lineage: Eukaryota; Fungi; Ascomycota; Sordariomycetes; Glomerellales; Plectosphaerellaceae. The transcript has a single exon. The annotation marks the transcript as partial. The record is from RefSeq and is a predicted model, not a curated record.